CUUUCCUAUCCCAUAUUCGUCUCCCACCGCCACAUUUCCGUCUCGCUACUGCUACAUGCCCAUCACCCAAGAGCCUGACCUGUUUUCUUGUACAAAUCUUCGCGUUGGACGACCAGGACUGGUCACCGCAUCCCCAUUCACAGUAUCUACCCCGCAAUAGUAGCACCUAGCAAGAGCUAUCCAUAUGUCAAAACGCAAAUUCACAAAGCCUGGAGAUCUCCUACCUGGCCCAUCACCACGCAAACGACGUGCCCAAGGUACGGACCGGCCGUUUACUACCAAAACAUCUGUAUUGAAUGACCUACCUGAAGAGCUCAUCCUCGAGGUACUCGAUCAGGUGCUCUGGUGGGAAGACGGCGAUGCAAAAGCACAUUACCAAACCUUGCACAGUCUCUCUUUGACAAACCGGAAGCUGUACCGACUCACAAAGUCGUAUCUGUACACAAUCGUAGACAAUGUUUUUGUAGAUUCCGGCAAGCUCCUGCGCUCAGCGAUCCAGGAGCCAGAGCUAGCAAAGCGCAUCAAAUGUGUCCACUGGCUUGAUGACCACCAAGGAAGCCCGUAUCAGUGGAAUCCCGACAACAAAUACAAACUCUCCCAGAUUGAGCGCCGCGAACUCUGCAAACUCGUCGACCGACUCGGCAUCCCGGAGAUCCAAGCAUAUCGCAUAGGAUUCAAAGAGCAGAAGAUGCGUGACAACCUCACCUCUCUACUCCUAGUAGCCCCAGAUAUCGAGUCCAUCGAAGUAGCAGACACAAAUAUGUGCUGCUCCCCCUCGGGCUACCGCUUGCGACCCAUGUGGCUAAAACUCCUCUGCGACGCCGGCAUGUCCACCAUCCCGGGACUAUCAACUCACUUCCAGCACCUCAGCACAAUACGGCUUCAGAUGGGUCCCAUAAAACUCGAGCACAUAGGCGGCAUGCUACGUCUUCCCUCCCUCCGCGCCCUCAUGCUCGAAGACAUCUUCCAUCCAGGCGAGAUCCUCCCCUGGCGAUGGGACGCCGAAGUAGCACCCCGCUGCUCGAACCUACAAGUCCUAUACAUAGAAAACAGCUACAUCGACUCGCUCGCGGUCGCACAGAUCCUGCACGCCAUAAAAGCGCUCAAGCUCUUCUGCCUCGACUUCGAUAACUGGAUCCACAGCGCCGCCAACCGUUUCUUCGGCGAGCGGCCCCCGCUCAUGCACUACCCCACCCUCGCCGCCGCGCUGCUCGCACACAAGGACUCGCUCGAGCAGCUCAGCCUAGAGGAUAGCUCAGAGGGCGAACUGCGCGCGUUCUUCGGCGACGAAACGGGCUGUCUCGGCAGUCUGCGCGAUAUGCAUAAACUCAAGUAUGUCGACAUGGGCCUGUAUCCGUUCCGCCAGAACAAGACGCCCCACGACGACAACGCGGCGCCUGCCCGUCUCGCGGAGAACUUACCGCGCAAUAUCGAGCACAUGGAUAUUAGCAUCGAGGAGGUGCUCAACGACGCAGAGGAGAAGCGCUGGCGGCGCGAUCUGGAGGACCUGGCCAGGACGUGUAAGACGAUGGUGCCGCUGCUGAGGGAGAUUCGCGUCGCCAAGCGCCUGGUGCAGGUCGUGUUUGUCGACGACGAGGUGCGCAAGAUCAAAGAGAAGUUUGCGGAGCAGGGCGUUGUGCUGCGGUUUUGUGGCGAGGAGGGGUAUCGGCCGACGGUGAAGCAUUGUACUGGGGGUGGGCGUGAGAGGGAUGAGGAUGUUGAUGUUGAUGUUGAUGAUGCUGAGGUUGACGAUGACGAUAACGAUUCGAGUCUGAGUAUACAGCUCAUGGCUGACCUGCUGGGGACUGCUGGGGGUACGUAUGUGCACGGGCAUGAGGUUUAAAAGGAGCUUCGAUGUGUGUUGUUUUCAGACUUGUAUUUUGAUAUGGUACGAUAUGACCUACUACUAUUAGAAGAUCCAUAAUGCGUUACUGACGCUUUUACGACCCUGGCAUGAUCGUUACCGUCGGCGACGGUCCUACCCGGCAUUACAUUUCCCGCGUACCUACAACCCUAACAUAACAUUACUCACAGUCCUGGUAUCAGAUCUUACUACUUCUCAUGAAGUUAAAUAUUACACCUGGACUCUUGAGCGUUCUCACUUUCAUCAAUUUGUCUUCACCAUUAUGAAUUUGUAUAACGUCCACACAACCUAAUCUCAAACUCCCUCUCUCUCUGUUAUGGGCGGUUAGGUGCC
Molecule: messenger RNA, 2197 nt
Organism: Dothidotthia symphoricarpi CBS 119687
Lineage: Eukaryota; Fungi; Ascomycota; Dothideomycetes; Pleosporales; Dothidotthiaceae
Exons: 1
Coding region: 185-1843 (552 amino acids)
Source: RefSeq, a predicted model, not a curated record